Molecule: messenger RNA, 621 nt
Organism: Falco peregrinus (peregrine falcon)
Lineage: Eukaryota; Metazoa; Chordata; Aves; Falconiformes; Falconidae
Product: tyrosine-protein phosphatase non-receptor type 18
Exons: 5
Coding region: 58-414 (118 amino acids)
Source: RefSeq, a predicted model, not a curated record
UAACCCCCCGGGUCCCCUCCAUCGCCCAGAUGCCUAGGCUCCCCCAUCAGCACCCUGAUGCCGCUGCCCCCACCCCACCCCAGCUGGGCCCAGGGGGUCAAGCCCCCUCUUCUCCAGGACGCUGUUGCCCGCCGUGUGCUGCAACGCCCCCUGCUCAGGAGCGUGUCGGUGCCAGCGGAGCCCCCCCGCAUGGAUGUCACCUAUGCUGUGGUCAACAAGGCUCGCCGGGGAGGUGGGGCCACAGGAAAAGACCCCACCUCUUUUGAGCAAGACCCCACCCCCCUGGGAAGCUCCUCCCUCCCUGGGAGCCCCGUGCGGCACCCCUUACCCACCCUGGCUGCACCUAUAAGACUCCGAUUCCCCACUCUCCUCCAGCCUCUCCCCAACCCAGUGAUGGUGCCUAUGAGGUCGUGACCCCGCAUGGAGACCCCAGCAGCUCCCCCUGCCUCGGGUUUAACUUCCGGAUCAGGAAGCCGAAGGGCCCGCGGGAACCUCCGGCUGAAUGGUCCCGGGUAUGAGGGAGACCCCCCGCCAGGGUGGGCAGCCCCAGUGAUACCUGCUGGGAACUGGACAAUGACCAAACCACACGUUUAUUACGAGCAAUAAAACCAGUGAGAGCAG